This is a messenger RNA of Pundamilia nyererei, 7003 nucleotides long. It is a transcript of the gene ric1, whose product is annotated as RIC1 homolog, RAB6A GEF complex partner 1. The transcript is spliced from 27 exons. The record is from RefSeq and is a predicted model, not a curated record. Gene Ontology annotation, cellular component: Ric1-Rgp1 guanyl-nucleotide exchange factor complex; Golgi membrane; cytosol. NCBI's taxonomy places the organism in Eukaryota, Metazoa, Chordata, Actinopteri, Cichliformes, Cichlidae. The coding region runs from base 463 to 4797 and encodes 1444 amino acids. Gene Ontology annotation, biological process: intracellular protein transport; retrograde transport, endosome to Golgi. Gene Ontology annotation, molecular function: protein binding.
UCAGACAGACUCUUGGAAAGAUGGCGACGGUGAGGCACAGAGGAGUGAAAACUGGACGCUUUGCUGUUACUAAACACCGCAGAUCCACACUUCGCUAGAACCCACACGGCACCGGGUGUGGAAGUUAAUCGGUCCGCUCUUGAGUCUGAACCCGCCGUUUGGGGCCGUAUGGUGACGCUGCAGGUUUGCGCGCUGUUGUUUUCGGUUACACUUGGACUUCUCAUUAGCUUUAAGUUGAAAAGCCAGCGCUAGCCCGGGCUAGCUGUGUAGCCUCACUCGGCUGUUUGGAAGCUGUAUGGUACCCUUAACCGGUGUCAACACUGGCUUGUAUAUACCUUAUAAUUUUUUUUGUAUUUCCGGAGCCGCUCAUGAGUCACCUGGAUUAAAUAUUGCACUUAAGGAGGAACAGGGGGCCACAAACUAUUUGGCACUGCUGCGCCGAGGCGGAGUGAGUUUGCCGUCAUGUAUUUUCUAACCGGCUGGCCACGGAGGCUGCUUUGUCCGCUGAGGAGCGAAGAGGAGCCCUUCUACAUCCAGCCCAGCUCCCAGCGCUUUUACUUCGCUCUGCUGUCAGAGACGCAGCUCAGCGUUUGGUUUAGUCGGCCCAGUGUUUUGAUAGUCAGCUAUAUCGAGUCUGCAAAGGCAGCGGCUCAGUUUGGCUUCUACCAGAAAGCAGAAUGGAAACCAGACGACUCAAUGAUAGCUGUGGCGACUGCCAAAGGCUACAUCCUUUUGUUUGAUGUGCUUGGUGGAGGGGAUGACAAGUACCUCUAUGAGCCCGUCUAUCCAAAAGGAAGCCCUCGUGUGAAGGUGACCCCUGGUUUUAAGGAGGAGCAAUGUGCACCCGCUCUCUCUCUGGAGAUGAAGAAGCCUGUGGAUCUGGAGGCCCCCAUCACCAGCCUGCAGUCCCUCCAGGAGGAUUUGCUGGUGUGUACCGCAGACGGUUAUCUCCAUGUGCUGCAUUGGGAUGGGCUCGGCAGCAAUGGACGCAAGGCCAUCUGCCUUACUACAAUCCCCUUCUCAUUGGACCUGCAGUCUGCUCGAGGUGGCCCUUCUCUGGACCUGGAGGGGGUUCAUAUCCGCUGUAUGGAGUACUGUGUGACCCUGGAUGGCUUUGCUGUCGUACUGAGUGACGGACGCCUGGGCUUUAUCACCCCACUGAGCAACACCAUCACUGCAGACCAGUUGCAGGGUGUCUGGGCAGCGGAUGUGACUGAUGGCACCUGUGUGGCUGUCAACAACAAGUACAGGCUGAUGGCCUUUGGCUGCGCCAGCGGCUCGGUGCUGGUGUACAUGAUCGACACCACAACAGGGUCGAUGCAGCUCUCCCACAAACUGGAGCUCACUCCAAAACACUACCCAGACAUCUACAACAAGACGGGCCCUGUCAAACUAAUCUGCUGGUCACCUGACUGCAGCGUUGUCAUGGUUACGUGGGAGUGCGGCGGCCUGUCGCUGUGGAGCGUCUUCGGAGCUCACCUCAUCUGCACUCUGGGAGAGGACUUCAUACAUCGAUCUGAUGGUACCAAGAAAGACCCCCUUAAAAUCAGCUCUAUGAGCUGGGGUGCAGAAGGCUACCACCUAUGGGUGCUCCCUCACAAACAGGAGAGGAGAAGACAAGAGGAGCAGGAGCAGGAUGUGGAGAUGGUUGCACCUCCUAACUCCAGCGCUUUGCAGGCUGGCAUACUGCAGUUCCACUUCAUUAAGAGCGCCCUCACAGUCAACCCCUGCACGAGUAACCAGGAGCAGGUGUUACUCCACGGUGAAGACCGCCUCUACCUGACCUGCGGUGACCCCACACAGAUCCAUAGCAACUCUGACACACACCCACACACACACUUACACCCGCGCGACGGCAGCCCGCUGCACCCGCCCCCCAACCCCGACUCCUCUCUCUCUCAGGGACUCAGCACUUUACUGGGACACAAGCACUGGCACGUGGUCCAGAUUCACAGCACAUACCUAGAGAGCAACUGGCCUAUACGGUUUGCAGCCAUAGACACAGCAGGCCAGUGCAUGGCUGUAGCAGGGAGGCGAGGCUUUGCACACUACUCCUUGUUUACAAGGAAAUGGAAGCUGUUUGGGAAUAUCACUCAGGAGCAGAACAUGACAGUCACAGGAGGUCUGGCUUGGUGGAAUGACUUUGUGGUGGUGGCCUGUUACAAUUUUAUAGACCAGCAGGAGCAGUUGAGACUCUAUCAACGCUCAUCCAACCUGGACAAUGCCUUUGCUUCAGUUACUAAGCUACAUUCUGACACUCUGCUGCUCAAUGUCUUCAGAGACAUGGUCAUACUCUUCAGAGCCGACUGCUCCAUCUGUCUUUAUAGUAUAGAGAGGAAGAACGACAGUCCAAACCCGACAGCCAGUGUGGAGCUGCUGCAGGAGGUGUCGAUGUCCCGUUACAUCCCUCAUCCAGCCCUUGUGGUGUCUGUCACUCUCACGUCUGUGCGCACCGAGACUGGCAUCACAUUAAAAGCCCCGCAGCAGGCCUGCAUGGCAGAGAGCAUUAUGUUAAAUCUGGCUGGCCAGUUGAUCAUGCUACAGCGGGACCGUUCAGGACCGCAAGUGCGAGAGAAAGACACGGCUGCUGUCAACAAGAAGCUGCUCCCAUUUUGUCCCCCUGUCGUGUUGGCCCAGUGUGUGGAGAAUGUUUGGACCACCUGUCGAUCCAACAAGAAAAAGCGCCAUCUGCUGGAGGCUCUUUGGUUGUCCUGUGGAGAAGCGGGCAUGAAAGUGUGGCUGCCACUUUUCCCCCGAGACCAUCGCAAACCCCACUCCUUCCUCUCCAGACGCAUAAUGCUGCCCUUCCACAUCAACAUCUACCCUUUGGCCGUGCUGUUCGAGGAUGCCCUCGUACUGGGGGCAACCAAUGAGACUGUGCUCUACGACGGGAUGCAGGGAUCCUCAGAGCCACUGGAGGCACUGUUUCCCUACUGCACAGUAGAGAGGACCUCACAGAUCUACCUCCACCACAUACUGAGACAGCUGCUGGUUCGCAACCUGGGUGAACAGGCUUUAAUGCUGGCUCAGUCAUGUGCCUCCCUCCCCUACUUCCCCCAUGUCAUGGAGCUGAUGGUUCAUGUAGUGCUGGAAGAAGAGGCAACGUCGCGGGAGCCCAUACCCGACCCGCUGCUUCCCACCGUUGCAAAGUUCAUCACAGAGUUCCCCCUGUUCCUCCAGACCAUCGUCCACUGCGCCAGGAAGACCGAGUACGCCCUGUGGAACUACCUGUUUGCAGCCGUGGGAAACCCCAAAGAUCUGUUUGAGGAGUGUCUCAUGGCUCAGGAUCUGGACACAGCGGCCUCCUAUUUGAUUAUACUGCAGAAUAUGGAGGUUCCAGCAGUGAGCAGACAGCACGCCACUCUUCUCUUCAACACGGCUCUCGAGCAGGGCAAGUGGGACCUUUGCCGGCACAUGAUCAGAUUCCUCAAAGCCAUUGGUUCAGGGGAGAUGGAGACUCCGCCCCCAACACCCACUACUCAGGAACCCAGCUCAACUGGAGGUUUCGAGUUCUUUAGAAAUCGCAGCAUCAGCUUGUCUCAGUCGGCCGACUCGGUCACCGCAGGAAAGUUCAACCUGCAGAAGACCUUCAGUAUGCCUUCUGGAUCUUCUGCUAAAGGUCGGGAUGUGGAGUGUGCAGAGAACAUGUAUAUCGACAUGAUGCUGUGGCGCCAUGCCCGUCACCUCCUGGAGCAGGUGCGCCUUCGUGAUCUGGGAUGCUUUUCCGCUCAGCUGGGCUUCGAACUCAUCGGCUGGUUAUGUCGCGAGCGAAACCGCGUGGCCCGAGUUGAUGAUUUUGUAUUGGCGCUGAAGAAGCUCCAUAAGGACUUCCUCUGGCCGUUCCCUGUCAUUCCUGUGGGAAACCUCAGCUCACCACUGAAGAAUGGACGGUGCCGUACAGUGCUGAGCCCACAGUUGUUGAAGUCACAGUCAGCAGACAGCCUGCUGAACAACGACAUGGACACGGCACCGCCUCCGACAGCUCCUGACAACCACACCUGGAUGGACGGGCUUGAGCAGAGACCCAAAGACAUGGACACAGCCUCUUCUGCUCACUCAAACCAGCACUCACCACAGACUCAUGAGGCCUUCCUGUCACUGCUCACCAACAAAGUCGAGGAGUACAGCAUCGGCUCGGCCACAGACCUCACAGAGACCAGCUCAGUGGUGGAUGGCGACUGGACAAUGGUGGACGAGAACUCGUCCACUUUGAGCCUGAGUCAGGCCGAGCUGGAGCACAUCUCCAUGGAGCUGGCCAACAAAGGCCCGCACAAGUCCCAGGUGCAGCUCAGAUAUCUUCUCCAUGUGUUCAUGGAGGCGGGCUGCCUGGAGUGGUGUGUGGUGAUUGGUUUGAUCCUGCGGGAUGCAAAUGUCAUCAAGCAGGUGAUCAGUUUCCUGGACAACCCAGAGGUUCCUGCGGAAAAUGUGCAGAGUGUCCGAAAUGGAUUAUUAGCAGUCGAUGCGUGGGCCUCCACAGACUGCCUGGGUUACAAACCAUUCCUCAGCCUGAUCCAGCCGCAGCUGCAGCGGCUGAUGGAGUCGACGUCGGAGCAGGUGCAGCCUGAAGCCUUCCAGCCUGCCACCCAAUGCUCCAAGCUCAGUGGCUCUGAAGGUCUGGGAGGAGCCGCGGUACCUCGGGCAGAAGACAGCAGAGGAGUGGUGACCCCGCUGGGCCUGGCCCUGCCCUCUCUCGAACCCGCAGGAGUUUUCCCCCGUCCCCCCUCUGAGGACUGUCCUCCCGAACAAACGGAGGAGCAGGGGGAGGAGGAGGGAACCUACGACUGCACCUUGUCCUGAAGCCUCUUCUGGACUUUUUAACCUGUGAACCCUUCAAGGGCCGGAGUGGUGAAAGCUGCAGCAUUGGCUGACUGGAAAAAGACUUCAUUUGUGUGAGCGAGCGUGUGCGUGCCUGCGUUUGUGCGCCUCUUUGUCGGUUCCUACUUCAGUCAGUAUUACCCACUCUUUAGAUCGCUAUCAGCCCGACAGGCACAAAGACAUCACAGCACAAACGGUUCCUUUUUUAACAGAGCUCAUUUCAGCAGAUUGUGCUGGUAGAUUAGAGAGGAGGGUUACUCAUGUCAGUUGUUUUCCACUUGUGUUGUUUUGGAAGCUGUAGAGCAGCACGCGAAAGCUUGGGUAGAGCGAUAGAAUCAGUUCAGAGGGUCUGUUCUGAUCUUUGCGCUAACCGCGGAGCAUAACGUAGAACAAAGAAAAAGCUCGAGAACCUUUUACGGGACUCGCUGAAGUGCGUCUGAGCCUACAGUACGUGAAGCGUGCCGUUCUGUCUGUGUGCACAAGAGGUGUUUCAUACUUUCAUACCUCAGUAUAAUUUUAAAAUAUUUUGUGAUACCUUUUUUUCUAUAAUGUAACAGUGUACAGGAUGACAUUAUUUUUCUAUCCCUCUGCAGUCACCCUGUGACCAAAAAAAAAGAAAAAACACCCUCAGCAGAUGAUUCUGUGUGAUUCUUUAAAACAGUUGAAUUUAAGGUUUCUAAGAAAAUGAUCUGUGAGUAGAAUCCCACUGUUCUGAGUGCAGACUAGUUUCUUACCACUGAUCAGCACCUCGCCCGCCCGCUGCCCACCCCCUCCCUAGUGAUGCUAAAGUACAGAAUCAGCUGCCUCGCCCUUCCCCGUGUGGGUUUUCACACAAAGCAAAGCAGAUCUGUGUUGAUCCUUCUCAACACUUCCUGCGCUGAAUAAAAAAAAAAAAAAAAAUCACAAGAUGCUUUUUUUUUUUUAAAUUCAAAAAAGGCUUUGUUUCCCAUCACGCCAAACGCACAUCAUUAGUGAGUUUUUAAAAGCCAUCAGGUGGAUCGUUGGCUUGUCAGCAGUGUUAGGAGCGACGCGUUAGUAUUGUUUUAGUUUGAGGGAUUGAUUGUUGUGCAAUAGAUAAGUCGCCGUGUGGUUUUUGACCCUCACCCUCUCGCAGUUCGUCCGGACCACCCGCGAGACGAGCGGGAGGCCGAUCGCCGUGUUCUCGUGCUUCCGAGUGGAAAUCUGAACGCGUGUGCAGGGCCGUGUUCACACCAUGUUGACAUGAUUGGUGACUCUGAUCACGUGGAAUUGAUUUUUAUCGUGUUAGUCCUCGUCAUUACUAUUAUUUAUUGGGAUUAUUAGCUGAGAGAUCAUUCCUGCUUUGUUUUUAAUGACUGAUAACAAAACUCCUUCUCCCUCCUCUUUAGUUAUCAAAGUCAUGCAUUGGCUCAACUACAAGCACUAAAAGAAAAACAAUGCGUCAGUAUUAUAUUGUGCAAUGUAUUGAAAUGUUACUCAGCUUUAUUUUUUUAUGCUUACUGCUUUUGUGUUUGUUUUUUCUUUCAUUUCCCCCCCAGCUGUGCGCUUCUCAUCCUAGACCAAAAUGAUAAGUUAUAGUUGGGUGUGUUUAUCUGUUUAGAUUCUUGAAUGGUUUCUCUUCUACGAGCUGCCCGUCACUAUACACAAAAAGGUUGAGACGGCCCGAGCGGCUCUGUAUCGUCUACUUCGACCCUCCUUCCGCUCUGAACAAGCCUACAGCUCCACUACAAGCUUUACUUGAACACGGACACUUGAUGAACCAAAGACUUUACGUCCAGAGGCCUUCUGUUUUAACCCCGUUGCUUCGAUUUGAACGUUCAAGUCCUCAUGCAGAGGGAGGAGAAUCUCACUCGCGCACAUCCCAGCCCUCUCAUCAGAAACAUCAUCGCUCAAAACUAAUGCUGACGGUAUGCGAGACAAUUUCCUACGGAAAUGAAUAUUUCAGCUCUUUUAUGGUUUCCUUCUCGGUGAGGAAGGAGUGUCGUUCGCUCGCUCAGUAAAACGUGGACAGCAGCUCCCUCCCACCCGUGUACAGUUUAAAAGUAUUGCUCGUUUCCUCAGAGUCGAGAUUUAUUUCUGGGGCAGCAGACAUCCUCAAUGCAGUGUAAAGAUACUCUCUUGUACAUUCGCCUUUUCUACUUAUAUUUGGUUUUCUACUUCAUUUUCCCCCCCUUGUACAUAUAGACCAAUAAAUUAUUUUUAAAAGGUU